Hyaena hyaena (striped hyena) is the source of this 1656-nucleotide messenger RNA. RefSeq names its product NADH:ubiquinone oxidoreductase complex assembly factor 8 (gene NDUFAF8). The transcript has 4 exons. Gene Ontology annotation, cellular component: mitochondrion. The record is from RefSeq and is a predicted model, not a curated record. The coding region runs from base 214 to 669 and encodes 151 amino acids. NCBI's taxonomy places the organism in Eukaryota, Metazoa, Chordata, Mammalia, Carnivora, Hyaenidae. Gene Ontology annotation, biological process: mitochondrial respiratory chain complex I assembly.
UUCGAAGUCCCAGGUCAGAGACAGACAAAUCCACGGGCCACUUGCGGGGCUCGGGAGGCCCGGCGCCGUUCCGGAAGCGAGGCCGGGCCGGAGCCGUGGCCGGGCCAGACGGAAAGCGCAGGAAAGGCGACGGGCGGAAGGCGCGCCUGGCGAGCCGCCGGAAGAGGGCGGGCCUAAGAUGGCGGCGCCCGUGUGUGCCGGGAGGGGCCGCUCAUGUCCGGGAACGCUGCGGUGUGGGGGCGCGUGCGGGGCCGCCUCCGCGCCUUCCCCGAGCGCCUCGCGGCCUGUGGGGCCGAGGCCGCGGCCUAUGGCAGGUGUGUGCAGGCGUCCACGGCCCCGGGCGGCCGCCUGACGAAGGACCUCUGUGUGCAGGAGUUCGAGGCCCUGCGGAGCUGCUUCGCCGCGGUAGGCCCCGGGCGCCAGGCACUUGCAGCUGAGGACUGGGACGCUCCAGUGUCUGUCACCAUGAGGCCGCGCAUCGAGCCAAGAAGACCCCAAGGGGAGGCCUUUAGGAUGGACAAACCAGCACUGCACUUGUGUCUGCUGCCCAUGGCCCCGAGGGGCAGACGUCUAAGACAUCUAAAGCUUUUAGAGCUAAAAGGACUGCACACGCAUCAGGGCACGUCAUGGGCAGAGGGGGAGUUUGGUUUUCCUGCCUCGUGUAUGUAAGGUUUCUGGUUAGAAUAAGCAGCAGUGAAGCAACAAUGCAGACCAUAGCCGACCACGCCGGGUCUCUCCUGUUGUACGCAGUGUGCGCGGGCUGUGGGUGCGCACUGCUCCAAGAACUUUCACCCAGAAUACGUUGUCUGAGGCUAACGGAGCCACCAGAUGUAGCUGCCACCAGCGUGCAGCAAUGCCGUGAGGAGAAGCCUGGGUGUAGGGAGGACAACUCGGGUGCUUUUUCUGGACUUACAGGCAGAAAGGAGGGGCUGCCCUUCUAGAGGCUGGGGGGGCGAGGCGCCAGCCAGCCCAGAGAGGGUCUGGCUUAGGAAUCCAGUGGCAGUGACAGCACAUGGGGCGCCUGCCCUUCUGUAGCCGCCUCUGGAGUCAGAGCCCAAGCCCCUUGACCUCACCCCGCAGUGCUUACGGGGACGCACACACACAGCCAGGGGUUCCCCAGUGCCUGUGGCCUGAGGAUCCCGCGGGUCCUGAGUGCCACCUGCUGGAUGCUUGGGGACUGUGCUCCAAGAGUUCCUCCAGCCACUGGCACGCCCGAGUCCCCAGCACCCACGCACGGGUGGGGGGAGGCGUCUGUGCUCCACUGACCCCACACGCCCUGGGGGCCCAGUGAUCCUUACCACCACCACCACCACCGGGUUCCUCCCUCACUGAGCCUUGAGGGUGUGCCCCGGACCCUCGUACACCAUCCGGGGUCCCGACGGCCUCCCUCGUGUGGGGCUUGCGGGUGUCUGCUGGCCACUGGCUCCCGGCCCUUCCAGAACCAUCCUGCCAGGUGCCUUCGUGCCCCCAUGUCUCCCACCUCUGCUCUCAAGCUUCCCACGUGUCCCUCCCCUUUGGGCCACCCACCAAAACCCCUUCCAAGUUCCUCAGCCUUCUCCUUGCUCUCUGGCUUCACUGAAUUCGCUCCAGCUUGAAGACCGUGUUUACGGAGGGAAAUUCAACGAAACUGGCGUCUGGUGCAGCCGCGUCAUCACA